This is a messenger RNA of Fomitopsis serialis, 513 nucleotides long. RefSeq lists its product as uncharacterized. Lineage: Eukaryota; Fungi; Basidiomycota; Agaricomycetes; Polyporales; Fomitopsidaceae. Bases 1 to 513 code for a protein of 170 amino acids. The record is from RefSeq and is a predicted model, not a curated record. The transcript has 3 exons.
AUGAGGUACACCGACACGUUCGGCUUGCCGAGCGCGAGAACGAUCGCGACACGCUGGAGCUCACCACCAGAAAGCGAUGGCUCCAGGUUCAUCGGCUUCAUGACAUCCGUAUUGAACUGCGGGUGCAUAAACGCGACCUUGAUGCGCUUCAGCAGCAGCAUCCUAACCGUGCCCGGGAAGCUCGGCGAGAUCGUCUGGGGCUUCAGCGACACGCUGAGCGACUGCUUCGCCGUCUCCUCGUCGGGCGUCUCGCCCGCGAGCAGGCGCACGAACGUGGUCUUGCCCGUCCCGUUCUCGCCGAGCAUGACGAUGAUCUCCGAGUCCGUGAACGUGCCCGACUCAACGGUCAGCUUGAACCCGCCGAGCUGCCGCGUCUUGUCCACAAUCAGCUCCUCCGCCGUCUCGACCAUCUUGAAUGAGAGCGACUCUUCACGGAAGCGUAGGUUCUCCGUCGGGAUGAAGCCGUCCAGGAAGAUGUUGAUGCCUGUGCGGUGUGAGGGCGUAGUAGGGUGA